AUGACUGAUAAUGUGGACCUCAUAAAUAAAUUCAAAAAAGUUCACUCUAUUCAAAUUGUGAGUACAGUUAUAAGUGAUGUUGAUUAUACCGGUGGUUUGCUUCCAGCUUCAAAGGCUUUCUCAAUUAUUGAAGGGGAGAAAGUAGAAGGUGUUAAGAAUUUGUUGCUUGAAUUCUCCAAUGAAGUUGCGGACAAUGAUGAAUCCGAAGUGUUGGAAAAUGCUAUUACACCAACCAAGCGACUAUCCUCGGAAUCGGAAGAUUCGAAGAUUUAUUGGAGCACACAAAUCGAAUUAGAUUGGCCUUCAGUGAUGAGAUUAACCUUUCAUUUACCUGGAGAGCAAAAUAUCAUCUUUAAAGUCGAUGAUGAUCUUGAGAAAAUCGUGGAAGAAGAGGAAGAAAAAUGUGAUAUUUAUUAUAUGAGAAUUUUGUUAGCUGUUCAGAGAGGUUGCACAGCAUAUGAGUCUAUUAGGACAGUUAAUGGAAUUACAUAUUCUAACUUCCAAGAUGCUUACUAUUUCAUGGGACUAUUGUGCAAUGAUAGAGAAUUCAUUACAACUAUUAAUGAGGUAGCUGAACUUGCAUCUGGUCAUCAAUUGAAAAAAUUAUUUGCGAUGCUACUGAUAUCUAAUAGCAUUAGCAACCCAGAGCGACUAAACAUGAUUGAUGACGAAUUGAAAAAUCUCUACCUUAUUGAGAUUGAGAAGAUACUCAAAAGCAAUGCAAGAUCUUUAAGAGACUAUCAAUCAAUGCCAUAUCCUGAGAUGUCUGAUGUUCGCCUUUUUCAAAAUAAACUAAUAGAGGAGGAGUUAGCAUAUGACACAAAUGACUUGACUCAUACAAACUUAUAUACGGAACAAAAGAUGACUCAUCAGCAAAGGUUAGUAUUCGAUGAGAUACUCAAUGCUGUUAUUACAGACUCUGGUGGUUUUUACUUCCUUUAUGGGCAUAGUGGGUGUGGUAAGAUAUUUAUUUGGAAUGGACUUUCUUCUGCUAUUCGGUCUAGAAGAAAGAUUGUUUUAAAUGUCGCAUCCAGUGGAAUUGCGUCUUUACUCCUACCUGGUGGCAGAAUGGCUCAUUCUAGAUUUUCAAUACCCAUUACAAUUACUGUGAAUCUAUUUGCAAUAUCAAGCAUGGAAGUUUGA
This is a messenger RNA of Arachis ipaensis, 1143 nucleotides long. The record is from RefSeq and is a predicted model, not a curated record. Lineage: Eukaryota; Viridiplantae; Streptophyta; Magnoliopsida; Fabales; Fabaceae.